This is a messenger RNA of Staurois parvus, 773 nucleotides long. The record is from the annotation of a GenBank genome assembly. Lineage: Eukaryota; Metazoa; Chordata; Amphibia; Anura; Ranidae.
AGUCCUGCACAGGUGUACUGGCUCCGCCCCUCCAGUCCUGCACAGGUGUACUGGCUCCGCCCCUCCAGUCCUGCACAGGUGUACCGGCUCCGCCCCUCCAGUCCUGCACAGGUGUACCGGCUCCGCCCCUCUAGUCCUGCACAGGUGUACCGGCUCCUCCCCUUCAGUCUUGCACAGGUGUACCGGUUCCGCCCCUUCAGUCUUGCACAGGUGUACCGGCUCCGCCCCUCCAGUCCUGCACAGGUGUACUGGCUCCGCCCCUCCAGUCCUGCACAGGUGUACCGGCUCCGCCCCUCCAGUCCUGCACAGGUGUACCGGCUCCGCCCCUCCAGUCCUGCACAGGUGUACCGGCUCCGCCCCUCCAGUCCUGCACAGGUGUACCGGCUCCGCCCCUCCAGUCCUGCACAGGUGUACCGGCUCCGCCCCUCCAGUCCUGCACAGGUGUACCGGCUCCGCCCCUCCAGUCCUGCACAGGUGUACCGGCUCCUCCCCUUCAGUCUUGCACAGGUGUACUGGUUCCGCCCCUUCAGUCUUGCACAGGUGAACCGGCUCUUCCCCUCCAGGUACGGGGCCAGUUUGUAGUCUCCCCCCCCCCCCCACCCCUGGUCUCUGGGGUCCUGUAGCCCCUCCAGGUAUGGGGCCAGUUUGUAGUCUCCCUCCCCCCCCCUCCAGGUCUCUGGGGUCCUGUAGCCCCUCCAGGUAUGGGGCCAGUUUGUUGUCUCCCCCCCCCACCCCUGAUCUCUGGGGUCCUGUAGCCGCUCCAACCCCUCCAG